CAAUUAUAAUCAUUUAUCACAACUUUACUUUUACUCUUCUUUCUUCACAUCUUUACAAUAGACAUUGAAUGCAAAACUUUAUGGUGGGCUCCUUCUCAAUUCCAAAUAUGGCGAGUUCAUCCAAAUCGGUAGCACAACUUAAAGUAGUAAAAUUCCCACGAGACACCAUUCGUAUGUGGGGAAUGAGGAAUCUUUCUACCUGACUGACUGAGAGAGUUGAUCGCGUGGAGUCAUGGCAUCACCGCCGCCACCAUGUAACUGUUGGAGCCAUCUCACAAACUCACCACCAAUUCUAUUAUCCGGUGCUGCUGAUUCUGCACAAGCUCAGCCACCUUUGCUGAUCAGCUCGAAUCAACGGCUUCAGCGCCAGAUCAGGAAUCGUGAAUCUUCUGCUCGUUCCAGAGCAAAGAAACAGGCUUGUUAUAAUGAGUUGGAAUUCAAAAUUGCUCGCGUAAUGGAAGAUAAUUCUAGACUUAGAAGACAAAUAGAAGAGUUGCAGCUCCGCUUGAAGUCCUCUACUAACCACUCCAAUAUGACGACUCUGGAUCGAACCUUAACAUCUCCGUAUUAAGAGGGAAAUAGCACUUGGGAGUUGCAGUGCUUCUACCAGCUUGGGUGCAAACAAAAAUUAAAAGAAGUUUUUUAAGCGUAUUUAGUUAGUUGCUAUGUAUGGCUUAUGGGUAAUGUCAAGUUUAGGGUUUGAGCCUUUGAGGGGUUAGGGGUAUUAUUGUAAUCUGGAUUAUUAGUAUCUAUUUAUAUGCAUGUAACACUGUAAUCCUAAGGUAUUUUAAGUCCUAAUCAAUAAAUGGAACUAUAAUUUUUCUAUAA
Molecule: messenger RNA, 828 nt
Organism: Lotus japonicus
Lineage: Eukaryota; Viridiplantae; Streptophyta; Magnoliopsida; Fabales; Fabaceae
Product: protein FD-like
Exons: 3
Coding region: 233-571 (112 amino acids)
Biological process (GO): positive regulation of DNA-templated transcription
Cellular component (GO): nucleus
Molecular function (GO): DNA-binding transcription factor activity
Source: RefSeq, a predicted model, not a curated record